Aspergillus mulundensis is the source of this 942-nucleotide messenger RNA. RefSeq lists its product as uncharacterized. Bases 1 to 942 code for a protein of 313 amino acids. The transcript has a single exon. The record is from RefSeq and is a predicted model, not a curated record. Lineage: Eukaryota; Fungi; Ascomycota; Eurotiomycetes; Eurotiales; Aspergillaceae.
AUGAAAUACGUUCGUUUCUUCCUUCUCUCUCUUGUCUGGCUCUGGGGCGCUGCCCUAGGCCUGAAGGAAUCUCAACCCGCCGAGACACUCUACUUUUACGAAGCCUACCUGGUGGAAUUCCAGACGAAGGAACCCGAAGACCGCAUCAUUGCCAAGAGGUGCACGGAUGAACCAAAGCCCUGCAGCUUCACGAAAUUCGUAGAGCAUAUUGUGGGCGAGGAGAGCUUUUUCGCCCUGACGGAUGACCAGAUGAGAAUCAUCGCGGAGGCCGAUGGAACCGACGUCACUACAACCUCCCGAAGACUGAGGGAGACGGGCUUCAAGGUGGAUUACGAUCUCCCCGCUCUUAUCGAGGGCAUCGUGCCCGAGGACGAGACACCCGGGGGAAAAACACCGGGCGACGAGACGCCCGGCGACGAGACCGGGAACAAGAAGCCUGGGGAUAAGAAGCCCGGCGACCAGAAGCCUAAGCCAAAGUUCAGUAACGUGUUCAAAAAGAUCAACGAGGCGAUCGGGCCUCACCUGAACACGGGCGAUUUCGCGGCGGAGAAGAGAAGGAUGGCAGAUGCGCUCAAGCUCAUCGUGGAGCAUCGCGUCGCGGACAAUAUGAAAUUCUUCCUCCGGAAUCUCAAGUCAAAACUAAGCGGGGUGAAGCUGGUGAUUACCUCGCGGACGACCUCGGAUGGCUUUGUAUACAAGGCUUACGACACAAAAGAGACAGCCCAAAAAAUGAGAGACGAGGCGAACAAACUCAAUGAUGGGAUGCAGAAGACGACCGCACUCCGAAGAGCCAACGGCCUCUCGGAAGAGAUAAAGAAGGCUAUUGAGGCACUGCGCGAUGCAAAUUUCGAAACCAAGGAUGGCGGUUUCAAGGGCCAUCAAGCGGUGAUUACGGAAGCUAAAAAGACACAGAAAUUGUUGCAGAAGCCGGGCCAAUGCUAG